AGACAGUGAGCGAGGGAGACAGCGGCGAGGAGGCAGCACAUCACACCAGGCGCCGUUUUGCAUCCAAAUAAUAAUAAGAAGAAUAAUAUUGUUGACGCGGGUCAGUCGCUACAUCGGCUCCUGCUGGUGACCGCCGAGUCCCCCUUCCCGGUCACCGCUCUUCCCAGAGACCGCAGAGGAGGCAUCAGCAAGCGGGGACAAAUCACUGACAAAGACUAAAAAAGCCCACAUCAACAGAGCAACGCAUACACCGCCAGAGGCGGCGAGCGGACCUCUGUGCCGGGGAACCUGCAACGCGGAGAGGCGUCUUCCUUCCACGCGGGCGUCUGGAGCAGGUUCUUUCACAUCCAAUUGUACGCCGGCCAGCCUACUCCAUUAGAGGAACAGAAUGUCAGAGGAGCUUGGCGUGGGCCUGUGAUGUGAAAAGCGCGCGAGGGGCGAAGGCUCGGCCGGUUCGAAGUGGACCUCCAUCUGCAAAGGGAGGAGUUCUCACAGCGAGUACACAGCGGCGCACAAUGAGGAAGAAAGAAAAGGGGAGCUUGUCCAAUCAGAGAUGCAGAUGGCCACAGAAGACAUGAGCACCAGCCAAUCUGGCACCGGGACGACUUGCACUUGCCAGUUUAUACAUAAUAUAUCAAAUGUGACCCCCUAAUUAAAAAAUUGAUACAGCUUACCUACGUACUGCCAGUGGAGUGAUACGCACAGUUCCUGCAAUUAUUUCUACUUUAAUUCUUAAUUAAGUCUAACACAGCAACAUAUUUAAAUAUUUUCAAAGAAGCAGGAAAAAUCUUAACAGGAACAUGAACAUUUAUUAUGCUGUGACUAAACCGAAAACAGCAGUCGCAACCGCACAAAUCUAAACCCACGACACAUAAAAACACAACCCUGACCCCCUUUUUUCUGAUGGCGCAAGCCUGCAAGAAUAAAUGUUAGAUGGCGAGAAUCUGUGGGCAGCUUUCUCCAGCGGAUACUGCGAUGGCAUCCCAAAUGGCCCAGGGCUCAGAACUGGGACGUCAGAGACAUAGCACGACUAGAGGUUCUUCAUCAGCGGUCUUGUCCACAGUCGGCUCCUUCCUCUGUUGGCUCGCCCUGCUGUCAGUGAUGCGGUUGCCAAUGGUAACAGCUGACUGCUGGCUUAUCGAAGGGGAGAAAGGCUUCGUGUGGCUGGCGAUCUGCAGUAUGAACCAGCCUCCCUAUGAGGCCAUUCCUUCCCACAUUAACAGCACCAUCGUUGACCUGAGGCUGAAUGAGAACAAGAUACGGUCGGUCCAUUACUCCUCGCUCAGUCGCUUUGGCAACCUCACCUACCUGAACCUCACCAAGAACGAUAUCAGCUACGUGGAAGACGGCGCGUUCUCAGCACAAUUCAACCUGCAGGUUCUCCAGAUGGGCUUUAACAAGUUGAGGAACCUUACAGAGGGGAUGCUGAGGGGCCUGGGCAAGCUGCAGUAUCUCUACCUGCAAGCCAACCUCAUCGAGACCGUUACACCCAACACCUUCUGGGAAUGUCCCAACAUAGAGAACAUAGACCUCUCCAUGAACAGGAUCCAGGUGUUGGACGGCAGUUUGUUCUCUGGACUCUCCAAGCUGACGACGUGUGAGCUCUACACCAACCCUUUCAACUGCUCCUGUGAGCUACUGGGCUUCCUGCGCUGGCUCUCGGCCUUCCCCAACAGGACCAGCGAGAGGAUGGUGUGCGACUCCCCUCAAGGAUUCUCUGGCUACAACCUCCUGAGCCAGAACCCUCGCAUGCCCAUGCAGCGCAACGCCCUGCACGUGCUCAGUCUUGUGUGCACAGACGACGGCAGCAGCAUGACGCCCUUCUACGUCAUCGAUUCCACCACCCUGUCCCCGGAUUUUGCCUCCCCCUGCGGCCUGGACGACUGUGCUUCUGGGACCCCUCCCGAUGAGGUGAUCAGCUUUAGCCCCAUGUCACCCGACGUCAAGCCGGUCAUGCAGAUAAAGCAUGUGAAACAUUCAAGUGCCGUGAUAACGGUUCAGAUUCCCCAUCCGUACAAAAAAAUGUACAUCCUGAUGCUUUACAACAACAGCUUCUUCACAGACAUACAGAAUCUGAAAAAUAAGAGGGAAGAUAUCGAGCUCAAGAACUUGAAACCUAACACUGACUACACGUACUGCGUGGCCUCGAUACGAAACUCCCUGCGCUUCAACCACACCUGUCUGACCAUCUCCACCGGCCGCCGAGCCGGAGCUGAGAGGAUAGCCAAUCAGUCUUCGGCCACCCACUACAUCAUGACUAUUUUGGGCUGUCUGUUUGGCAUGCUGCUCUUCCUCGGCCUUGUUGUACACUGCCUGAGGAAGAAAAGGAUCAUGGAGGCGAAGGAGAGGAAGAUGAGCAGGAUCCAAAGGACUUUGAUAGAGCUCAAGUACGGUGGAGAGGGGGAUAUAGAGGGGGGUAGCGGGGGUUCUGUUUCCCAGAAGCUCGCCACGGGGGACAGUCUGUCCAGAAUGCCCUACCUGCCUCAGGGAGGUGAGAUAGAUCCAUACAAGCUUCAGGAGGUAAUAGAAACACCAGCGCACAAGCCUGCUAAACUGAACUACAUGGAGGUAAGAGGCUCCGGCAUUGAGAGGGAGAGGGAGAGGGAGAGGGAGCGAGAGAGAGAAAGGGAAAUGUCACCACAAGCAAAUCCCCAGGGCUCAGUGGCAGAGAUCUCUACCAUCGCGAAGGAGGUGGAUAAAGUUAACCAGAUCAUCAACAACUGCAUAGAUGCCCUAAAAUCUGAGUCUACUUCCUUUCAGCAGGGGAUCAAAUCCCCCUCGUCUGCAGGUGGAGGAGCUGUUUCUACUGCAGAGCCACAGCUGGUGCUUCUGUCUGAGCAAGGAGAGAGGGUAGAAAGAGGAGGCGAGUUCCUCUCCCCGGUGUAUAAAGGAGGGAGGGGAGGGAGAGACGAGAGGGGUAGGAGCUAUCAUCAUUCACUGCAGCGACACCACAGCAUGGAGGCUCCGCCAACCUCCAAAAGACCCAGCACCUCCUCUUCGCCUGGCUCUGCCCGGAGCCCUCGCUCCUUCCGCUCGGAGGGAGGGUACCACUCAUCAGAGACCCGCUACAUUGAGAGAACCUCACCCGGAGAGCGAGGAGAAAGGGGAGAAAGGGGAGAAAGGAGCGAAAGGGGCGAAAGGGGCGAAAGGGGAGAAAGGGGAGAAAGGGGCGGCGGCGGGGGAGGAGAGGCCAUUCGUACGGUAACCCCCGCGGCGGCUAUCCUACGAGCCGAAGCCCAGAGAAUCCGCCAGUACAAUGAACACCGCCACUCCUAUCCCGGAUCUCAGCAGCAUCUCCAGGAGCUGCAGCACCAUCCCCAGAUCCUCCAGGAGCUCCACCACCACCCGGGAGGGCGCAAGCCGUCUGUAUUAGACCCCAUCACUCUCAGCAGGCAGGCGAAGCAGCGAGAGUUAGCCUACUCCCAGCUCUCGCCGCACUACCCGCUCUCGCCCCAGUACCACAACCUUAGCUACUGCUCCAGCCCCGACGAAGACGAGGAGGAGGAAGGGCUACUCUGUACCCCGACCCUGGGGCUGUGGGAGAGGUUCAAACUGCACCGCAAGAGGCACCGGCAGGCGUCCAUGGAGGACGAGGGAUACGUGGCAGCCGGGCACGCGCUGAGGCGAAAGGUUCAGUUCGCCAAAGACGAAGAUCUUCACGACAUUCUGGACUACUGGAAAGGCGUGUCAGCCCAGCAGAAGGCCUGAGAAACCCAAACACUUAGGAGAUGGGAAAAUAACAACAUGGCAUCCACAGCGUAUGGACACAGACCUAUUCAAUAAAGAUCUGUAAAUACACACAACUUACAUAACCUACACACACACACACACACACACACACACACACACAAGCUCAUAAUUGACACAAAUUAAGCCUUUUCUUGUAAGAACAUGGAGGAGGACCAAACUAAUAUAUUGGACAAAAUAUUAACUUAUAGAGACUGAGUUACUUUUUGUAAUGUAAUGGAAAUUAUAGCUCAGAAUUAUGUAGCUAUUUGUACUAAGUUUUGAAUGAAGAACAACAACAACAACAACAACAAAAAAAAAAUAUGAAUAGAAACCUUAAACGUUGCCGGGCAACCCAUCCUGACCAACCCAGCCAUGCUUUUUAAUCUAUCCAGAGACUGACAUCCAUCAAACCUGGCCACGGCAACGAACGAGUAACGAGAAUCACUACGGUGGUGCAUUGAUCAAGAUUUUGCUUUUUAGUGGCGAGGUUGUUUUUUUUUUUUGUUUUUGUUUUUGUUUUUAUUUGCAUCGCGUCCUGCGAUCCAGCCACGAGAGCAGACAUCUUGGGGGGGAAAAAAAUAAAAAUAAAAAAUAAAAAAAUUGCUGGGAUUCUGGUGAUUGAAGACAUUAAAACAACCAAUUCUGGAUGGGUCGCCAGGCAACAGUAACAUCUAACUGUGCUGAGAACGAGUAGGUAGCUCUCACCAGAGAGUGAGUAUAAUGUGCCAAAAUCCACAAUGGGGAUAGUGGAGUCCUACUGUGUACCAACUUCUCCUCACCACUGUUUUUAUAUACAGAAUUUAAAAAAAAAAAAAAAGAACUACUAUGAUAUGUUGUUAUUACUAUUCAUUAUUCUUAUUACCAUUACUGGUCUUCUUAUUAUUCCUAUGAUCCUCUUCAUUAAUAUUCUGUUAUUUGAAUAUGGCAUGGCUCUGUCAUGUGACUGUGUUCUUGACUGUUUUAAAUCGCUCAGCUGGGAGGUGCACACGGUUACGACGGACGAGACACUUGAGUUUCUCCUUUUCUAUCGAGAGGAAUGACGUGCUGAGUCAAAAAAAAAAAAAAAAAAAACGAGCCCGCCUUUUCUCUUGGUGAACCCUCCUCCUCCUCCUCCCCCCGCCCUCCCCGCGACACCCGCUCCUCAUCCUCCUAGAGAGGGAACGCUGUACAGAUGAGAGAGAAGUUCUAUAUUUGCAACAGAGGUGACUGUUUUGUUUGUACAACGUGGUUUUGAAAUAAUCUUUCAGACUUUUCAGAAAACCAGAAUCCCGAGUUAGUUACCUACCUGCUACACUCAACGACGGUACGUUUUUGAUUUUGAAAAAAUUGAACUACAAAUUCUAAUCUUCAAAUGAAUGUCUUUAAUUCCCUUAGGGAAAGCGUAUCUGCACUGUUCAAAAUCAAAAAACGACUCUUAGGAAAAAAAAAAACUCUCAGCUUCCUUCCCGAUACACUGUAGCUCCACUGUGUUUUACCGACAACCUUUUUUUAAAUUUUAUUUUUUUUAUUAUUAUUUUUUAUUUGUUUGCUUUUUCACCCCUCCUCUCCUGUCAUCUCCCAGGUUUUUACCUCUCUCAGUUUUUGGAUUCCUCUGAUUCCACUGUGGUGCCAUCGUGCCAACUUGAUAAAUCACAAAGAAGUAUUUGAAGUGAUUUUGAAUACUGCUUACUUUUACUGACCUCUGCUCCUUCACACACCAUCAGUUUGCCAAAACAAACAAUUUGCACAAAACGAUACCACCACCACCAUUGGCUCACUGCUCCCCUUUCUAUCCUCCAAUCAUUUCUAAGACCAAAGUACUGUGGAAGAAAAUUAACCCUUAUAACAACCCCCCGCCCCAAACCCAACGCAACCAGGACCCAACUACUAUUGACCCACCGUCACCCUUACAGCUACUCCUCCAGCACAUUCAUACGCAAACACACACACACACACACACACACACACACACACACACACACAAGUGUACUCAUGCACACACAGCCACAUGCAGAUGAAUGUAUUCUCUGAGAAGUUUUUAAGCAGCUGGAUUCUGAGCUGCAUUCACACGGCCUUCUGUCGAAAAGCGUACACAAGACGGCCACUUGUGUUUCAGAAUUGGAGCUAAAUAAGGAAUCAUUGGCUUUCUGCAAAACAUUAUCAGACACCGAUGCUCUUGGGCGACCAGUUUAGCUGGUCCCGCACCCCGCGAACUGUCACUUUGAUGUAAUAGCAAUGACGUUUUAUAUGAGAAGUGUUAUGGUAAACAGUGUGAUUAGUAUCACGUAUGUGGUGAAAAGAGACUAUGUGUAUAUCUGAAAUAUUUGCAGGAUUUAAAAUACUGGAGGAAAAAUAAUAUAUAUUAAGAUCAUAUAACUGUAGAUUGUUCUACACACAGAUCUGUGCAACAAGUCAUUUAAGAAGACCGCGAACCAGGGAUGGAGUCAAGAGAGUUUCAAUUCAGCCAUCAGUUCAAUUUAUAAUUACAAAUGAAUUGCGCCCUCUUUGCUUUCUGAUUUGAAACAGAGUUGACUCCAACCUUGAACACAGACAAAAAAAAAAAAAAAAAAACUACACAAACACGCACCACACAGCCGGUAGACAAUGAAAAGUUUAUUGGGCGAAUGGAAACACUGUAUAAAAUCUUGUUUUCUCUGCUAUAAUGAGUUCAGAAUGCUCAAGUCAUUAAGCCCGGUUAAAGCCAUAAUCGCGGGUUAGUGAAACCACCGCAGCGGUUUGUAGCACUGCAAACGCUCAUUCACGAUGCGCGUUAAAUAAAAAUAUCAAGUGAAAAAAAGGCUGUUUUUCUCUAUCCCCUGACGCUGCAGCGGCUACGAUGCGGCCGCUGCAGCCAACGAUCAGAUCCACAAAGAAACUGAUGAGCCGUGGUUGUUUCUGUAUUACACGUCCCAGAUUGUGGCUUUAACCAAACAACAGCCUUAAAACAUUCAACUUUCUUUAAUCUUUCUAACUUUAACAUUGCUUUGAAAAAUAAUGAAGAAAAAAAAAACAAAUAUAUAUAUAUAUAUAUAUCAGAUUUCUUAACUUAUACUUUCCUGACUGCAAUUUUAUAAUUGCUUGAUUCUUAAGCCUCACUUGAGCAUUCUUUGAAUAACAGUAAUAUCAAUGUAGCGAUGUAUUAAAUUACUGUUUCUGUUUUUUGGUUCCGUUUAUGAACAGUAAGUGACGGCCUGAGUUUGUCAUGUGUCAGAGAGUAGCUCAUCUAGGAUGGUAACGGCGGCACCGCUGACGAUCACCGCUGCUAUUCUUUGAACUGUGAUGAAGAGGAACUGUGCUUUUUGAGACGACGAUGCCUGGAACGUGGAAACAAACUGAGGUCCUACAGACGACGACGACGACAGCGGAGCAUGCUGCGAAGGAAAUCCUCAGCGGGAAAGCUUGUGUUAUAUUCUUCUAGAGAAUGACUCAGGAGCGAGAGAGCGAGAGAGACAGUGAGAAUGCUCUGCCAUAGGAUCUCUCAGAGGCUUUCUUUCUUUAUUUUCUUGUCAAAAUUAAAAAUGAGCACAAUAAAAUAGCCUUCCGUU
Molecule: messenger RNA, 7253 nt
Organism: Mugil cephalus (flathead mullet)
Lineage: Eukaryota; Metazoa; Chordata; Actinopteri; Mugiliformes; Mugilidae
Product: protein ELFN1-like
Exons: 7
Coding region: 934-3708 (924 amino acids)
Cellular component (GO): plasma membrane
Molecular function (GO): protein binding
Source: RefSeq, a predicted model, not a curated record